AUGUGCUUUGGAACGAGCGGCCGCAAGUACUACUACCACGAGGAGGUGGUCCCCAACAGACACCACCACCACCACCACGGCCAUCACCACCACGGGCACCACCAUCACCACCAUGGCCACUCCCCGCGCGCAAGCUACACGAGCGUGAGGCGGUCCUACGUCGCCAGCAGCCCGCGGGUCAGCUACGUAGAGCCCGUGGUCUACGAGCGGACCAGCCGCACAUACCGAUGA
This is a messenger RNA of Colletotrichum spaethianum, 231 nucleotides long. RefSeq lists its product as uncharacterized. The coding region runs from base 1 to 231 and encodes 76 amino acids. The record is from RefSeq and is a predicted model, not a curated record. Lineage: Eukaryota; Fungi; Ascomycota; Sordariomycetes; Glomerellales; Glomerellaceae. The transcript has a single exon.